UGCAGCAUCUCACCUCCUGGGGGUGCUCGCAGUUCUCUCCACCGCUGCGCGCAGCACCUCAAAGAAAUUUCCUGUAUGUGCAAGUCCGGCCGCCGCUGCGGGGCUGCUCAGAGCGGGCGGGCGGCUCCGCAGAGCCGAGCUCCGCCGGCCGCCCCGCCGCGAUGGAGGCGCCGUCCCCCCGCGCCGGGCUGCUGCUGGCCGCGCUCUGCCUGCUGGCUUCCCACGGAGGGCCAGCAGCGUUCCUGAUCACUACCCCAUAUUCGCUCUGUGUCUGCCCCGAGGGCCAGAACGUCACCCUGACCUGCCGGGUCAGUGGUCCCCUUGCCGACCGCCACGACCUGCUCUACAAAACCUGGUACUUCAGCAGCAAUGGUGACCAGAGCUGCUCUGAGAAGAAGCACAUCCGCAACAUCACUGAGAAAGAGCUGCACCACGACCUGAGCAGGCACCAUGAGCCACUGGGCAACAGCACCCAAAAAUCUCCCCUUGAGGGCCAAGCCAGCCAUCACGGGGUGGAGUUUGUCCCCGACCACCAUGGUGCCUUCCACAUCGUGGUGAUGAACCUGACGCUGCAGGACAGUGGGAAUUACUGCUGCUAUGCUGUGGAGGCCAGGAGGGAGCACGGCAAGCCCCACACCCUGCAGGUCGCUCAUGGCUUUGUGGAGCUGCAGAUUCAGCAAGGCAGAGGAGGGCUUCAAAACUGCACGUUUCACACUGCCACCAGCAAAGAUAUCACAGCUGCCGCGCUGGCAACGGGCGCCUGCAUCGUGGGCAUCCUCUGCCUGCCCCUCAUCUUGCUCCUGAUUUACAAGCAGAGACAAGCUGUCAGCAGCAGACGUGCCCAUGAGCUCGUCAGAAUGGAGAGCGCCCAGGGCAUCGAAAACCCUGUCUUCGAGGCGGUCCCCACGGCGAGCAUGGAGCCGCGGCCCCAACCCCAGCUCUCCUACAUGGCCAGCCGGCAGCCCUCUGAGUCUGGCCGGCACUUGCUCUCUGAGCCCAGCACCCCCCUGUCCCCCCCUGGCCCCGGGGACUGCUUCUUCCCAACACUGGAUCCUGUUCCCGACUCACCAAAUUCCUUGAAAGCCUAAAGACCCCAGAGGAAAGCACAGCCCGCAGCAGCAGCCCGGAGAGGCCAGGCAGCUGCCCAGCUGAGACCCCCGGGAGGGCAACAUGGCUGUGGGCAGCAAAGCCUUAAAGAAAUGAAGCUGAGUGCAGGAGCCCUGCCCUCGCCUCCUGUCCUGCUCUGCCAAGGGGCUAGAAGUGAACGUCUCUUGCCUGGAGUUUGGUUUGUAACUACCUAUUUCUAUGGAGAAGAGCACGGCUCUGUGCUGCACACAUUUUAUGGACUAGCUGAAAACCGAGGAUGUGGGGAAGGAUGACCCGCACCUGCAAAUCUCCCUGAUGAUUUAACUUAUUGCCAGGCGUUUAAGCAACCUGUUUCUUCAUCUUUGACUGAAAAUCCUCCCUAGGAGCAGAUGGUGAAGUACUUUAUCCACUGCGAGACAAAACAGGGUCAUCAGCCAAUCUUGUACUGCCUUUUUCUUUGCAAAACAGGAAGGGGAAAGGCUCUCUGCUGCUGGCAGAGCCCUUUUUCCCCACCAGCCUUUUUUGAGACAGCCACGGACUUGCAAAGCUGCUGUCUUUUCAGCUGGACACGCAUCAGGAGGAGCCUUAUUUCUGCUGUGAUUUUAUCCUUGGCUUGGGAUUAGGGGAGUUUGUCUUUCUGUUUGUUUCAUUAUCAGUGCUGAUUAAAAGAAAAAAAAGGA
Molecule: messenger RNA, 1766 nt
Organism: Falco peregrinus (peregrine falcon)
Lineage: Eukaryota; Metazoa; Chordata; Aves; Falconiformes; Falconidae
Gene: VSIR
Product: V-set immunoregulatory receptor
Exons: 7
Coding region: 162-1088 (308 amino acids)
Biological process (GO): positive regulation of regulatory T cell differentiation; regulation of immune response; negative regulation of CD4-positive, alpha-beta T cell proliferation
Cellular component (GO): plasma membrane
Source: RefSeq, a predicted model, not a curated record